Malus domestica (apple) is the source of this 1057-nucleotide messenger RNA. Its product is annotated as small ribosomal subunit protein uS3z-like. Gene Ontology annotation, biological process: translation. NCBI's taxonomy places the organism in Eukaryota, Viridiplantae, Streptophyta, Magnoliopsida, Rosales, Rosaceae. Gene Ontology annotation, molecular function: RNA binding; structural constituent of ribosome. Gene Ontology annotation, cellular component: cytosolic small ribosomal subunit; nucleus. The record is from RefSeq and is a predicted model, not a curated record.
CAUAUAAACCCCCUCAUAUCCUUUAACCCCAAAACCCGGUGCCAAACGAGAGCUAGGGUUUUCAGAGCUCCCGCCACCACAUUUCAGAUCCCAUCUCUGCAACUUUCACACCCACAACCAUGGCGACUGCGACCCAAAUGAGCAAGAAGCGAAAGUUCGUCGCCGACGGCGUUUUCUUCGCCGAGCUGAACGAGGUGCUGACGAGAGAGCUCGCCGAAGACGGCUACUCCGGCGUUGAAGUUAGGGUUACGCCGAUGCGAACCGAGAUCAUCAUCCGAGCCACCCGAACCCAAAACGUUCUCGGAGAGAAGGGGAGGAGGAUUAGGGAGCUAACCUCUGUUGUACAGAAGAGGUUUAAGUUUCCAGAAAACAGCGUUGAGCUUUACGCUGAGAAGGUUAACAACAGAGGGCUGUGCGCUAUUGCUCAGGCCGAGUCUCUCCGUUACAAGCUUCUCGGUGGCCUUGCCGUCCGCAGGGCUUGCUACGGUGUUUUGAGAUUUGUCAUGGAAAGUGGAGCAAAGGGUUGUGAGGUGAUCAUUAGUGGAAAGCUAAGGGCUGCGCGAGCCAAGUCCAUGAAAUUCAAAGACGGAUACAUGAUUUCUUCUGGUCAGCCAGUCAACGAAUACAUUGAUUCUGCUGUGAGGCACGUCCUCCUUAGACAGGGUGUGCUUGGUAUAAAGGUCAAGAUUAUGCUCGAUUGGGAUCCCAAGGGCAAGCAAGGCCCCAAGACCCCCUUACCCGACCUUGUUACAAUUCACCAACCGAAGGAGGACGUAUAUAUCAGGCCGGCACUAGCUGCCCCUGUUGCAGAGCCUUUUUUAGCCCCAACUGAGGUCGAGGCCCCCGUCCCGAUUGUGGCUUGAAGUCCAUCACAUAUGUUCCGAGAUGUUCAUCCAUUUUUUCUUUUGUAACUUGGAGUGUCGACUUCUUCAUUCAUAUUGGUUUCCUGUGUCAAUUUUUCCGCACCAAAAUAUGGGCCGAUGCGUUUCUCAAAUUUUGUUACACUCGGACGGUUUUAUUUAAAAUUUAUCCCUCCCGUCUUUUGUUUGAGGCCGCU